Orbilia oligospora ATCC 24927 is the source of this 1305-nucleotide messenger RNA. RefSeq lists its product as uncharacterized. Bases 1 to 1305 code for a protein of 434 amino acids. Gene Ontology annotation, molecular function: sphingosine-1-phosphate phosphatase activity. The record is from RefSeq and is a predicted model, not a curated record. The transcript is spliced from 4 exons. NCBI's taxonomy places the organism in Eukaryota, Fungi, Ascomycota, Orbiliomycetes, Orbiliales, Orbiliaceae. Gene Ontology annotation, cellular component: endoplasmic reticulum membrane.
AUGACUGAUUUUAUGGUGGUGACGGUGGAUAGAUUGGUUCAUGUUCUGGCUUCCGGGGUGUUCUUUAGCGGGUUUAUGAAGGAUUUCUUCUGUCUACCUCGGCCGCUGUCCCCGCCGUUACAUCGGAUUACCAUGUCCGGCUCAGCGGCCCUCGAAUACGGUUUCCCAUCAACCCACAGCACCAACGCCGUCUCCGUCGCUCUCUACUCCCUCCUCGUCCUUCGCGAUAACCCAUCAAUCCCCGACAACCAACGUAUAAUCUACAUAGUCCUUGCCGCUCUUUACGCCACAUCCAUCGUAUUCGGCCGAGUUUACUGUGGUAUGCAUGGAUUCCUCGAUGUGGUCGUCGGUUCGAUCCUCGGUGUUAUACUUGCGCUUGCAGAGUGGGUAUACGGACCUCUUACGAACCAAUGGGUGUGGUAUGGAACUUGGGUUGCGCCGGUGACGGUGACGUUGGCUAUUCUUAUGUUUGUGAGGAUUCAUCCGGAACCGGCGGAUCCGUGUCCUUGUUUUGAUGAUGGAGUUGCGUUUGCUGGUGUGGUUGUUGGGAUUGAAGUUGGACAAUGGCAUUAUUCGAAGACUUCAUUUGGGUGGAAUACGCCCGUGCCCGCUACAGUGCCGUAUUCAUUUCAAUCCGUCGGGUUGGUAUCAACAGCUUUGAGAUUCGUGAUGGGGGUGGCAAUAAUCUUCAUAUGGAGGGAAGUGGCGAAGUCAGUUUUGUUAAGGUAUUUACCACCUUUGUUCCGGUUUAUUGGAAGAAUUGGAUUGGUUCUGCCCAGAAGACAUUUUAUCGAUGCGAGGGAAUAUAAAAGCGUUCCGUCGCAUUUGCCGGAUGAGACGAUUCCGCCGAUCGGACAGCUGCCGAGGAUGAUUAGGCGCGGGAGGUCGGAUAGUGUCGGGCCUCAGAGUGCGGCGGAUGCCUAUGAAACAUUGGCUUUUAGAGAAAGGAAGAGAAGAGAGAGUUUGGGACAGGAAGGGAUGAGCCCUGGGUCUAGAUCACCGGUUAGGUCGCCACUAGGACAGGAGAAUGGGAAUAAUAAUGUUAAUAACUCAUUGGGGGGUUACGUACAACAACAACAGCAACAGAGGUUGAAGGAAGAGGAAGAGAAGGCUUCUGAAGAAACUUAUGAGAAGCAGGAGAGGGAUAUGUUGAGUCAGAUUGAAAAACCUAGGGUUAGGUACGAUGUAGAGGUCGUGACGAAGUUGCUGGUUUAUAGCGGAAUUGCAUGGUGGGCUGUCGAGGGUACUCCCAUUCUAUUUGAAUUGGUGGGGCUUGGUGCCGGUCAACCGGGCGCCGAUAAAUAA